Molecule: messenger RNA, 447 nt
Organism: Schistosoma turkestanicum
Lineage: Eukaryota; Metazoa; Platyhelminthes; Trematoda; Strigeidida; Schistosomatidae
Source: the annotation of a GenBank genome assembly
AUGAACCGACUUUUUCAUCUAGCUGAUAGUGAAGAUGAAGUUCCAUUGGUUCGUGCUGCUGCUGUUCAACAACUUGUUCCUCUUGCAAAACAUUUUGGUCCAGAAUUAAAAUCAGAACUAGGUCUACUUCUUGCAAGUUUAGUUUCUGAUAAUCAACGUGUUGUUCGAGCAGCUUGUUUACAACCGUUAGUAGAAUUAGGACGAAUGAUUACUGAUUCAGCAGAGUUCGAAUCCACUGUUCGACCAUGUAUUGAUAAACUUGCUGGAGAUCCUAGCAGAGAUGUUAGACGAGCAAUGGCAUCCGUGAUCACUAAUCUUCAAACAUUAGUUUGUAAUCAUAGUGGUGCUAAUCGUUCACUGCAUCAAAUUAUGUUAAAUCUUCUUGAAGAUAAUGAAGUGGAGACGCGUAGAAUCAGUGCUGGUCAAUUGAAAGGUAAUAUAUUGUGA